AUGAGGCUGCACUCCUUCUUCGAGCCUGGCCUCCGGGCCAAGGACACUACGUACAGUGAUCACCGACUGUAUACGUUAACGGCCAGACAAUCACUCUCCAGCGGGAAUCAAAAGCUCCCCUUGAAAACCUCUAAGAUUCGCUUUACGGUCGAUGCCCCUCGCUUCACCCUCCCUCCCAGCGAUAUCCAUUCCAUCUAUCCUGCCCCAGGAUCAUCAGAGCAUGCCCGGGUGCUUCCUCAUGUCGUUCUUAACGAUCCCCAGUUACCGUGGGAGAGAUCGGGGGACCCUGAAAAUCAGAACCACGCCAACGAGAAUGACCAGAAGCCUACACGGCCGACUUGGAUGGCCCUGUUAGUGUUUACCGCCGAUGAGCUACAGGUUACUCCUCUAGCAAAUAAUAAAAAUAUUCCCUCAGCAACCCGGGCCUUGUCAGCGGUUGUAUCGCAGUUAGCGCAGGCAGACAAGGCCGAGAGCUCCUUUCGCUGUCCGAACGUUAACGAUCUCGACGCUGCGGAUGAGACUGUCGCGAGCUAUAUUGUAUUGAAGCGCGAGCUGUUCGAGCAUCUUAUCAUGAGUAAUAUCAGCACGUUCGCGUAUCUCUCGCACGUCCGCCGUGUUGCUGUGGCAGGCAGUGCGCAUGUGUCCGACACGCCCGACGAACAUCCCUUUAGUGUUGUGGUCUCACCCCGGACAGGACCUGUCGAUGGCAAGGAACAGACCGUCUACGUGCAUCUAGUAUCUCUCGAUGGCAUCGUUGAAAAUUUGAAGACUCGGUCGUUGACUGACUCCGUAAAAACCAUCGGGGUGGUCUCAUUAUACGCGUGGACAUACCGCAUCUCACCAGGCGAUGAGAUUAGCUAUCGCGACAUUCUCUGCAGUCUGGACAAGGACAAACAGCCUCUCUGUCGACCGAAGAGCCUUCUCAAUGAUCUCGCCAAAGAUGUAGCCAAUUCAUGGCUGGUCGAGAGACUGCGUCAGGGGUAUACACUCACCCGCCACCGCACGCUUACUGGGGAGGCGACAGUCGCUUUCUACCGCGGCCCAUUAACGCCCUCUUAUCUUCCGCCAGGCCAAUGCCCGCCCAGCGUAGCGGGACGAGAACUGCAGAUCCUUGAUCCUCACACGGGGAUCAUGGAUGUGAGCUAUAGCGUUGCGUGGGAACUGGGGCGGAAUCUCGCGAUUGCCGACAAGGCAUUCACGGCUGCGAUGCUCCGACUGCGCAGCGAUAUCAUGGCUCAAGCAGUCAAAGAUCCAGAGAAGAGUAAAAGUAAGGAUACCUUUGCGGCUUUGAAGAGAACUCAUAAGAGACCUGCCCUCUACACUGGUGUGUAUCGGUGGGCGAAUACGAAAUCUUCUUUGUCUUCCUCUUCAUUAUCAUCCUCAUCUUUAGCUUCUCCUUCUUCCGCUCUUCCAGAUCAUGUUCGGAAAUGGCUUGCGGAUAUGGCCACCAGCCAAGCCCAGCACGAACUUGAGAACAAGACAAAUCAAGUAUCCACUGACUGGCUGUUCGUCCUGCAAUGGAUACAGAAGAAACUUGCCCUCCAAGGCAUCCCAGCCAUCUAUCUCUUCCCCGACCCGGCUGUGCUCCCGCUCGAAGCUUUACGGACGUUUUAUAUCGACGAGAACUGGACUGAUGCGAUGAUCGAUGGCGCACUCAGCAUCGCCAACCACUCGACGACAAGUGACGAUUUGGUCAAACGCGAAAUCCGCAGUAGCUUCAACGUCUAUUUGACUGCAAUGCAAAAGGAUCAAAAGCCAGACACGGCAUAUUCCUGGCGGCCAAGAUGGGGUCUCGUCCUCCGCAGUCAGCUCGUGCGCGCAUAUCCCAAUCUCCGGAUCGAGAGAGAACACAAAGAUUCCACAGAUUUACCAGCAGCUUUCGCCACAUUAAGUGAAGAUACACUCAUCUACUAUCAAAGUGAGACGCCUGAGACGACAGAGGAUGCGGCAUUAAUCAUGAUGCAGCCCUUCCACCACCAGCGCUUUUCGCUGGGCGACGACCUCGCGGGUGGGAAACUGGAGAUGGCCUUCAAGCUCUUCACGCUUACUGAAUCGGAGAAGGCUAGGGAGCGGAUUGAGAGCAGUGACAAUCGAGCUAUAUGGACGCCUGGUAGCAACACGGCUGUAUUCAAGUGCAAGAAUCCCGAUGGAUUCAAAGAUGUGCCGUUGAAAGCAAUAUACGACUGGACCAUACGAUGUGUUGAUAUCAAACAGCUCAUUCAAUGCUGCCAGGAUAUUAACAAGGAGGUUCUCCAAGACCUGUCUGAUGUCCAGGAGGAUUCAUCUGCGUAUGUCGGUGUACAGUUGAACGAUGAGAUUCUCAUGCUGCGGAUGGAGUAUAAAAGACCUGGCGGCAUACAACCCCUUCAGCCACGCCUUUUGAAUAAUCCAGUCACCACGAGUCCCGAGAACAAGCUGGAGCCCGACAAAGAGAAAAAUAAAGAGCCCAAAAAGAAACGAAAGACACCCUUCAUCCCUGAACCCCCGCUCAUCAAGGCCGCGCUCCUCCCCCCGGUCCAAGGCUUCAAUCUCGAUGCCCUGAAGCCCGCGAUCCCUUCCAUACCUAAGAAUGACGCCGCAUACAACAAUCUCCUCCCGAUAACAAGCUCACAACUAAGCAAGAUCUGCUCGCCUCUUCUCGAACAACCACGCCGCAAUCUCCCCGCCGGCGCACCUAUUACCCUAGACCUCCUCUUCUCCCUCACCGCCAUCGCAGACGUGCGUCAAGAUCUCUAUCUCGGAGAGGUGAACGUAUAUCUGCCCAUGGGGACGAUCAACACCAACCUCCUUCAACCAAUCACCUCCCGACCAAAGAUGCGUAUGAUCGGUCCGGGACGGUUAUGGGAUAUCACCUGCAGGUUGGUCAUGGGGAAACGACAUCGGAUUGAUCUACAGGGAGACUGGAGCUUGGAGGACGCGACAGAUGGACACGAUCAGAGGUAUCUGGGGGUGACUAUUUCGCCGUUGAAUGUACAGAAGUACCCGCUGCAUCUUCUGCGACAUCCGCAGCUGAGCUUUCUCUUGCAAGAGAUGAAAAUCAAUCCCUUGCCUUGUGAGCGGGUGCCGUUGCUGGUUGAGGAGGCUUAUUUCAGGGCAACGGAGGAGGAGGGCGUAUAUGAGGAUGUUGGGAGGGUUAGGGGUGUUGUUGGAGUGACUAGAGAGGAUUGCCAAUGGAGGUGA
Molecule: messenger RNA, 3180 nt
Organism: Aspergillus ochraceoroseus IBT 24754
Lineage: Eukaryota; Fungi; Ascomycota; Eurotiomycetes; Eurotiales; Aspergillaceae
Exons: 2
Coding region: 1-3180 (1059 amino acids)
Source: RefSeq, a predicted model, not a curated record